AAGUUUAGUGGGAGGCUCUGCUGUAAUCCUCCCUUCCAGCUGGAGCCUUCACUUGAAGAGGAAAGCAAGCAGCUCUCAGGAAAGAGUUAAGCCCAGCGAGGCUUUGGGCUCCUUUGCUGGGGAGAGGGUUGUUCUUUUGUUUGUUUUGAAGCUCUGGCAGGAAAGUGGGGAGGAGAAAAUUACCUAAGUGAUAGUGAGGUUGCCAUGAACUAUAUAAAACUGUGAAAUCAAAUCAGAGAAACUCCACCUCGCAGUCUUGAACCAUAAGCACAACCCCUGAAGAGAAACCCACCCCACAACCGAGUGAUCUCAAAGGCUUGAACCAAAACCAAGCUACAUGAGCUCAGAGCUGCUGCAGGACUGAAAAUCCAGGAGCUGUCACAGCCAGAUCCAGUUUUAGUGGGAGCUGCGAGCAGGAAUGCUGUUCUUGGGAAGUUUAAAAAUAAUGAAGUGGAGACAGCUUUUCUGGAUCGCAUUCUGUGUCGUGGAGCUGUCGGGCAAAACUUCUGGGAGCACAACAAGCAACCCCACACCCACGGCUCCAGCCACGGAAACGAAAGGCAGCAGCAGCACGGCGGCCACCGGAGCCCCCGGAGCCCCCAGCAGCGCCAAGCCGACGGCAGAGACGCCCGGUAGUCACUCCCCUCCCUCGCUCUCUGCGACCACGUUCCUGGCAACCAGCCGCACCUCCCCGGGGCUCAGCAGCAAGCGGACGAGCCCGCAGCCCAGCCAAGCCCCCACGCAGCUGCUGGGCACCCCCUCGGAGGCAGGCCACGAGAGCCAAGGGGUCCCCACAACCAAGAGCCCAGCGAUCGAACUCAGCAUGACGGCAGAAACCCCCGGGACCACGUUGGCUCCGACGAGCUCUGCUGCCACCUCGGAGCAGCCUCCUGUCUUGGCUACCACCACGCCAGCGCACACGAGCGGGGACAGCCCGAAGCCCAUUACGUGCCACAACGUCAAAGAAGUGAGCGACACUGGAGCCAUCUGCUUGCAGCUCAAAGAGUCCAACACUUGCAAACAUUUUUUAGAGGGGAAGGGAUCGGACUUAUGGAGUGCAAUAUGCGAAGAGAGCGCCCACCGCGUCCCCUCCCCCUGCCAGAUUAAACUCGCUAAAUCCGAGGUGGACCGUGACUGCAUGCUGCUCGUCCUCGUCGGUGAGAGAGAUCCUGCUACAGAUAUACUCCAGGAGUCUCACUGGGAAAAGUUGGGAAUAAAAUCCCUUAAACGGGGGAAUGUGAGGAACCACCAGGACUUUUCUCAGAAGACCCUGAUCGCCUUGGUCACAUCUGGACUCCUGCUGGCGUUCCUGGGCUUGGCUGGAUAUUACCUGAUGAAGCGGCGGAGCUGGAGCCCCGCGGGAGAGAGGCUGGCUGAAGACCCGUAUUACACGGAAAACGGUAGCCAAGGGAACACGAUGUUGAUGAUGCCCCCCCAAGAGCAACCUGAGCUGCAGGAGAAGCCAAACCUCAACGGUGGGACUCAGGAGAACGGCACUGGCCAAGCGUCCUCCAAAAACGGCCACUCAGCCAGGCAGCACAGCCCCGCCGACACGGAAAUGUGAACCGGGCAGAGAAGUGCAUCCUUAGCGUGCGCUAAGAGGGGAGCGGAAAGGAGCGAGCGAGCGAGAGUUGUCUACGGACAGUUAGGGAAUUGCAGAACUUUUUUUUUUUUUAAUUAUUAUUUCUGUGAAAAACUUCGAAAUCAGCCUAAAGCACGUCAAGCGCCAGAGCUGCCAAAGACCUGCUUCUCUGCCUCCUCCUAUUGCUCCCGCUGACCACACAAGCCACUCUUUCACAGCUGUUUUCUGCUUUUGUGGUUAGAAGAACAUAAUGAGAAAUGCAAGUGCCCUUAGCCCUGAAACAGCUUUUAAGCAGAGGCAGAUUGAAGCUACAGAAGCCUUGAGCCAGACCCCAAACAGGCAGAAUUUCUGGUGGCAGCGUGUUAGGCUGAUUAAAAUAGUUAAAUUGGGAUUUCAGUGACAAAAACCUCUCAGGUUUCAGAUCAUUUUGGUUAACAGAGUUGUUUUUUAUCUCAUCUUUAUGUUUAAGUGCAGGAUUUCUUCCUCCUUUAAGAACAUCAGGCAUUUAAUCCCCCUUCUUGUGCUUUAUGUCUUCUUUAGCGUUUCCUACUACAGCAGAAUUUGCUGAAGCCCUGUGUAAAACUUUCCAUGCGGAACUGAAGGUUUAAAUGUGAACAGACCUCAAACUUGUUUCUUUUUUAACCCUACCAGUACGCAGGUAGUUGUUGUAGAGUAAAAUCUUCCCCGGUCUCUUCAUGCCAGGGACUGGAGACGGCGUUCGACGGGGCCAUCUCUCUCAAGUGCGGUGGAGGACACUGGGUACGGGCGCGGAGGGCGCUGCGCGCCCCUGGGGCUGGCAGCCCCAUCACGGCCCCCCGACACGCGGCGAUUGUGCCGAGGGUAGGACCUGGGGAACGAGAGGUGCCAAAGGGCUCCCAGUGGGACGAGCGCUAGACAGAAACGUGGCUCCGUGGUGGGUGUUUCUCCCUCUGCAUCAGCAGGGGGUACAUGGACAAAAAAGAAGUAUUUUCGCUUUGGUAAGGGAAGGCCAACACCAAAACCCCAGCAGCGGGAGCAGGUCCUACCUAGCUCUGCACUGAUCCCGCUCCCGAGGCAAGCGGUGCUGCACGCCGCAUCCCAGGGCUGAGCUACGCGCCGCUCGGGGAGAGCCAGGGACCAGGGGCAGGUUUGAGCUCAGUCCCAAGCAAGGGCAGCUCGUUUGCAGAGAGCCGCAGGUGUCGUCGUGCAAGCCCGGUGCUGGUGCGAGCCCGCGAGAGGCCGCAGUUCGGAGCAGAACCUCUGCUGGCACCGGCAGUGACGGCCACGUCCAAAAUAAGGACACGAAUGGCCCUUGAAGCUGAGCUACUCCCUUGAUACUGAAUUUAUCACAAUUUUUCUCAAUGCUGAGCACCUGAGAGGAAGGCUUUUUUUUUUUUUUUUGGUACAGCGCUUAAAGGAAUGACAGCAACGUCGAUCAUUAUCUGGGGCUGUUUGCGUGGGUGCAAGAGUCAUUUAAACAUGGUUUAAAAUGUUUCAGGUUUUGUUUGUUUGGGUGUGAAUCGCUUCUCCCAAAUCUCAUUGUAAAUAAUCCCAGUUGAAAAAAAAAAAAAAAAAUGGAGUAUUAAAAAUCAGCUAUUCCGUUG
Molecule: messenger RNA, 3165 nt
Organism: Phalacrocorax carbo (great cormorant)
Lineage: Eukaryota; Metazoa; Chordata; Aves; Suliformes; Phalacrocoracidae
Source: RefSeq, a predicted model, not a curated record